CGCGUAAAUUUAGGCAGUUGAUUACAAAUAUUAGUUUCUAAUGCUUACGCACACUGGAAGAGAUUAAUAAGUAAUUAGACGAAAAACCAAUCUAAUCAACUCAUCUACUAUCCAUGAAUUUUAAGACAACCUAAUUGUAGUGGGUAACGUCAUAUAAUACAGUAGCAAGAUCCUAGUUUGAACAAGAUCUUCAGCAUUUCCAACAUAUUUUGUUUUAUGUUGACAAACAACUUUUGUCCGUUGGUAUAUUUGACCUUGAAUUGAACGCGAAAAACUUUUCUUAAUUCAGUUAUAACGUAAUUACCCUAAAAUCUCGAGAUGAAAAUCUCAAUCGUUUUUAUCUUCAUCUACGUCAUCGCUUCAUCCUGGUGUCAAGAUGAAACAGUGUUUCACUGCUCUCCCAAGCCUGGUUGCCAGAUUGCACAGUGUGAUCCGGUUGCUGUAGGAUGGGACAGACCAGGCUUCAACAUUGAUGAACAUCUGCAUUAUAAGGAGUUUCCAAUUACGUGCAAAUCUAUGAAUAACACGAAAUCAAAGAAUACUGGCAACUUGCUUCCUGUCGUAACUCGAAAUAUUUUAGGUAUAAGAAAUAUCAAAUCAGAAUUAGAGGAAUUAAAAGAUGACUUUGGAAGAGCAAAUUCUGAAAUCCGAAAAAAUCGUAAUAAAAUUGCGGAACUAUCAAACGAAAUCACGGAUUUCCGUAACAGUACUCUUCAGCAAUCUCGUCAAAUUGAAACUCUACUGAAGGAAAACACAGAGCAAAACUUUGUGAUCAAUGAAUUGAAGAAAGAUUUGAUUGAAGUUCAAGACAAGAAUGAUAAGUUGGAGAAAACAUUGAAUAAACAACAGAAAACAAAUAAUGAGAUCAAGAAAGCAAUGGAGCAGAUCGAACAAAAACUUACUGCAUUGGAAAAGUCUCAAAAGGUUCAAUCUGGAAACCGAAAGAGACCGACGACAACAACCAAAACAACAUUGAAACCGACUCCUUCCCCAGAAAACUGCAAAUUGAAGAUCGGAAAUAUCUGUUAUAUUUUCGUGAUACAAAGAGUCAACUACGACAAAGCAGUUGAUAUUUGCAAGGAACGUAACGCAAAUGUUGGUUUGAUUCGAGAUGAGGAAUCUCACAAUGCGAUUAUGAAAUAUUUGAGUGUGAAUAUGCUAAAAGAAAAUGAGUGGAUCACUAUAUGGACUGGAAUCCGCUUUGAUCCAAUGACCCGUGACGUCACACCUGCUGAUUCAUUCAUUAAAUGGGAUCAAGGUAUUCAAUUAACUGGAAUUGAUUUUAAAGAUCACACAAAUGUUUAUCUUUCUCUCAGUGCUAAUUUAAAGGUGAUAUAUCAAGGGAUGGAGAAUGGCCUUCCAAGAAUGAUAAGUCAUGGGGUUCUUUGUGAGAUCCUGAUCUAAUGAAACUUCUGCCUAGUUGUAUUUUAUUUCUCUGGAUCUGUCAUCAGUGAAAAUAUAAAUCUUUGAUUUCAAUUUGAAAUCCAUUUCAAUUAUCCACUUCAAUUACAUUGAAUUGUUGUUGAAAAUUUAUUGAGAGUUAGAUUAACAAUAUCAACAUUCUGAACAGUCAUUCGUCUAAUUAUUAUGUCUUUGUAAAUCUACUUUGUUGAAUUACGUUAUUUUGGAAAUUUCAAAAAUAAAAAUAUUACGAACUUGCCUCAUG
Styela clava is the source of this 1666-nucleotide messenger RNA. RefSeq lists its product as uncharacterized. The record is from RefSeq and is a predicted model, not a curated record. Lineage: Eukaryota; Metazoa; Chordata; Ascidiacea; Stolidobranchia; Styelidae.